AUGCAUACACAUGGCCCUCAAAGCACGUAUGCAGCACUACCAGCUACACCAGUGGAGCCUCCCUACUACCUGACUCCCAGCCAGGGUGCGUACCAGGCGCCGGGCCCUCAGUUUUCAUCAAGAGUUCAUUCUACGAAUGGCAACAACUCUGAAACGUCUGUUGAAUGUCACUCCACUUCAUCACACCAGGAAGCCCCGAGCCAAUCUGUCUUUCCCAAGCCCAUCUACUCAUACAGCAUCCUGAUCUUCAUGGCUCUGAAGAACAGCAAAACAGGGAGCCUUCCUGUCAGUGAGAUCUACAACUUCAUGACUGAACACUUUCCCUAUUUUAAGACAGCUCCGGACGGUUGGAAGAAUUCGGUGCGUCACAACCUCUCUCUGAACAAGUGCUUUGAGAAGGUGGAGAACAAGAAUGGGAACUCCUCCCGCAAGGGCUGCCUCUGGGCCCUCAACCCGGCCAAGGUGGACAAGAUGCACGAGGAGCUCCAAAAGUGGCGUCGCAAAGACCCCGUCACCGUCCGCAAGAGCAUGGCCAGGCCAGAAGACCUGGACCGUCUCCUGCGGGAGAAGCCGGAGAAGACCUCACAGCGCCAGCCCUCCCUCGCCAAACGCUCCCCGCUCUACGACAGGACGCGCAUGUCCCUCCACCCCGCCAAUCUCCGGGAACCCUGCGCCGCGACGGCCCACUAUCCCCCCCUCCUGGCCCCUCCCCAGCAAUGUGGCUAUCUUACCCACCCCACCCCCCCACACCCCGCGGCCCCCCACUUAACCCUUUACCCCCCCUGCCGACAGCAGCCCUUCUCCGGCCCCGCGGGGGCCUGUGGGGGCCCGAGCUCCGGGAAGAUCCUGCCCCUCUACCACGCCUCGGCACACACGGACUACGCCGUCGUCCCCGGGAGUGUGCAGGAUGCGCUCUUCGAGGUGGACGGCAGCUACGACGUGGACGCGCUCAACCCCAGUCUGACGGACCUGCAGCUCCAAGGACACUUGUGGGAGGAAUUGAGAGACGACAGCCUGGUGCCCGAUGCACUGGCAAACACCACCACCACCUUUUCACUUCCCAUUGACCACAUCCAAAAUCUCAGUCUACAGGCCUCUGUCAAUCAAACCUCACAGGACAUUGCCAUUGGUCUAGGGAAAGAAAGGGUGGUAUUGGACGGCCCCUUGGACAGUGGGGAAGUCGCUGAACAGCACCACAUCCUAUAUCCCAUGACGUAUUCAGGGGUGGAGAGCUUGGCGGGUUAUUUGACUUCAUGCCCAACUCCUAUUACCUUAAUAUAGAAAAUAGGAGAUGUGGUAGGGAGGGCUUAGAUGCACCCGCAUUACUGAAAAAAUAGAUUAAACAUAGACGAUGCUGCUGGCACUCCAUUCAGCACUUUUUCAUAAACCAGCUCCUCUUAGCAUUAUCUCAACAAUGUAAAUCCAAUGUCAAUUCUGUCAUUUCUGUUUCUUUGUUGUCAUUGUAAGAAAGCCAAUUUAAUCUUUGCAAUGCUAUGUGGGUUAAGUCAAGUCAAAUAUAUUUGUGUACCUGUUGAUCAAAUCAGUUUGAUGAACAACAAAUCUUCAAUUGUUUUAUACUUUUGGGGGCAUUUCUUAUCCAACCCACUUUACUGUAACACCUCAAUAACCGCUUAAGAAUUUUACUAAAUGUUUUUGCAGUACAACAUACAAUUUGAGUCCAUUCUUCCAUGAAUUUAUUUAGUCCAUUUGUACAUUUGUAGCAGAAAUCAUUCGAGUCUGCACUUUGCCUAUAUUUUUUUGUUAUGUUUUGUUAUGUUGAUAUUUUUUUAGGUUUGUGUAUGUGGUCAUCAUGGAAAAGAGAAACACAAACUUCCAAAAAAUCACACGUUUAUUGCAGCGAUGGAAUCGAAACUGUCCAAAUGUACAUGUCUUUUUUUAAAUACAUUAUAUAUUAAUCACAUUUAAUAUAAAUAAAAUAGUUUUUUAUUAAUACUGAAUAUGCACUGGAUAUCAAAACAGGCGUCAGAUUUUGACCAUUAACUAUUCAUUUGAUCUGACUAUACAAAACGUCUAUUUAAAACUCUUUUUGACAUCCUACUGUAAGAAUAAAGACCUGACAAGAUAUCCACAUCAACAAAGUACCUCCCCUUUCUCUGUGAUACCCUGACAUCUAUGUGACCUGACCUUCGCCCUA
Messenger RNA from Gadus macrocephalus (Pacific cod), 2155 nucleotides. It is a transcript of the gene foxn1, whose product is annotated as forkhead box N1. NCBI's taxonomy places the organism in Eukaryota, Metazoa, Chordata, Actinopteri, Gadiformes, Gadidae. The record is from RefSeq and is a predicted model, not a curated record. Gene Ontology annotation, molecular function: DNA-binding transcription factor activity, RNA polymerase II-specific; transcription cis-regulatory region binding. Gene Ontology annotation, biological process: regulation of transcription by RNA polymerase II. The transcript is spliced from 7 exons. The coding region runs from base 1 to 1281 and encodes 426 amino acids.